This is a messenger RNA of Aedes aegypti (yellow fever mosquito), 1323 nucleotides long. RefSeq names its product EP300-interacting inhibitor of differentiation 3 (gene Nse4). The record is from RefSeq and is a predicted model, not a curated record. Gene Ontology annotation, biological process: DNA repair. NCBI's taxonomy places the organism in Eukaryota, Metazoa, Arthropoda, Insecta, Diptera, Culicidae. Gene Ontology annotation, cellular component: nucleus; Smc5-Smc6 complex. The transcript is spliced from 3 exons. The coding region runs from base 168 to 1085 and encodes 305 amino acids.
UGUACCACAUUUUUGAACGAGCUUUGUUUUUGCGCGCGUAGUUUAUUUUCAAACAGAUCGAAGUGUCCGAAAUUCUUGUUUUAUUCGUUUAAUACUGCAUUAAUUAUUCAGUUUAGUGAAUCAAUAUUGAAUUUUGUGUUCGCUAAAGUGUUGCCCAAAACCCCGUGAUGGAUCGCGAAGAGGUUCAAACCAAAAUGCAGCGUUCGUUGCGCAAGAAAAAGUACAAGGAGCUCCUGGAGGAGGGCGCUCAGCUGGGACUGAGGGCGGAAACGGCCGAUCCGGUGGAGACGUUCCAGGCCGUGCAGAAAAUCAUGGAAACGUCCAACGCGCUACAAAACGAGGGUCGCAUUAAGGAUCGGGCCGAGAAUGCCACCGAGGUGCUGAUGGAUGCCCAGGUGCUCCGGAUGAGUCACGAUGUGGUCCACGCCGCCAUGCAGAGGAUGGGCAAUUCGGAAUUCUUGGACGAGGAGUUCGUGGGGAUUAUCUUGUCCAGUUUCGAUUCCGAGCAGGGUAUCGAGAAUUGGGAAAAGCUCACGCGGGAAGCAGCGGCCGUCUUCCACAUGUCCAAGCACAGCCAGUCAUUGUACGGUGCAUUCGAACACGAACCCGUGGUAGUCCAAAAGGAAGCCAAACAGCGCGCUCAAAGGCAACGAACCGACUACGGGGAGGCCAAAAAACCAGACACCGUGGACAAGCUCCAGAAGAAGGAAAAAAGCGCCCAAAAGUUGAAUCUGAUCUUCAACCAGAUUCUGAAAAUCUACGAGCAGCGACGCAAACCGAUACCGUACUUUGAGUUGAUUAUCGAUCCGGAGGAUUUCAUGAAUACGGUGGACAAUGCGUUCCAAAUUUCGUUCCUGAUCCGCGACGGGCGAGUAGCUCUGCUGAACGACCCCAAUCACGAUCCGAUCAUCAGACCCACGACUCAGAAGGAAAACGAACAAGCUCAGCGGAUGACUGAAACGACACAGGCCAUUCUCGGACUGAACACAAGAAAGUGGAGGGAAAUGAUCGAGCGUUUCCAAGUCGACGAACCUUUGCUGAUCCUGAAUCGUGAAGAGCUGAACAUGACCCAAUCGCAGAAGUAAAUUAAGUAUAUCUAACUUAGUUUUUGAAGAAGAUAAAACAAACCUUCAUUCCUUUAUUUGCUGUUUAUACCCUGGAUUAGGGAUUCGUUGAUGUGAAGUUAUGUCAAGGAAUCGAAUUCGCAAUAUGUUGAGUUUUAUUUAGUUCGUCGCUAUACCUAUAAGUAUUUUAAACUCCAGAACUGUUAUGCAUUCGGAUAAGAUAUGUUAUAGAAUAAACCACAAAACUACCCAAGAUAAA